AUGAUUGAAUGCGGAAUGACUUCAAAAGUGUAUUGUGAAGACUCAGCAACCAUUGCUUGCCCAAACCAACUUGACUUGUUCUUAACGGAGCUCGCUGACACAAAAGCAAAUUUUCCAGACGGUGAAAACGCUCAAAUUAUCCAAGAAGAGCUGAACCAGAUCAUACAAGAUACGUUACUGGACCUUUCUGGUAAGUACUGUUUGUUUCACAACGCAGUUGUCCAACAGGGAGGCAGUAUGGUCGAGGGUACUAAGAUUGGACAAGCAGAUGAAUUUGACUACGUUUUUAUUUUACCUGCGUUACAAGAACAAUUGGUAUGGAAAAAUGGUAAAGCCUUUUGUGCGGAUGAUUAUGACAUUAACAUUCAAUCGACGAAGCUUAUUUUGAGCAUGAAAGAGCUCUGUUUUAUGGAAGACAUUCUUUGCCCUGAUUGGUGCGAUCAAGAGGAAAACGAACAAAGGAGGAGAGAUCAACUUAUUUUUAAAGAUGGCAAAAGUCCUUGGAGAGAUGAAAUCUCCGCCAUGGUGUCUGCGGCGAUUCAUCGAUCAUUGCUGUCACAGGUUAAGAAAUUCCCCCAGUGGCAACAUGUCGCCCGAUUGAAAUACCCAUCUGGCAGAACAUACCUCCAAAUCCUCAAGUUUACUGAUGCUGAUGGUUCAGAAAGGUUUGUGUCAGUUGACAUUUGUUUGGCCAUCCAGAUUUCCCAUAGUACGCCCAACUCUGAACCUCUGCAACUACUAUUUGAUUUCUGGUCGAUUAAUACGAUUUCGUGCUCACGAAGAUCAGAGUCCCCAUGGGAAUUAUCAAAGCUAAGCUCUCUUCCACUUGACUCGGUCGAAAAACGCUGCUAUCGUGUUUUGAAGUAUCUCAUUCAAACUUUCCUUGAAUCUCAACUGGACAUGUACACGAUGGAAUAUAAAGCAGUCAUUACAACCUACACGCUGAAGACCUUGUUCUUAAAAGUUUUGAUGGAAAGUGAGGAGAAAUGGAAGCUGCACCAACUUGGCCAAAAGACCCUAAAGAUCCUUCAUUUAAUCAGGCAAGAUUUGGAAACUUUGAAAAAUAAAAAAAAUAGUUCUGACCCACCGAUGGAGCACCCUCUACAAGUUUCUAUGAACUACUCUGUGCACCCGCGAUCUGCCGAACCAGCCCUGUUCCCUCGGUCGAAAUUGUUUAACUCUCGUAAAGCUUCGAGUGAACCGAUUUUCAAGCAACCGGAGGCUAUUGAAGAUCAGGUUUUUACCCUUAUUGAACUUCUUCUCAUGGUAAGAGAUACUGAUGAGGGAAGUCAGCACAUCUUGUCUCAAAUCAAAGCAAUUGAGAGUCUUAAAAUACUCCAAAAGGAUGGUACACACCAAGUCUCCGUGAUGGAGUUACUGGCAGACCGAGAGAAAGGUUCUAAAAGUGGCGUUUAUAACAAUUUUUUGUUGAUUUGGCAUAUUAUGGAAAGAGAGGAUUUCAAGACUUUCAUGCGAAUGAGUAAGUUUGGCAUUUCAGUUCAGCCUGAAGGAAAGCAAGAUGACUGUGUUGUGUUUCCGAAAACGUUCUCUAUCCUGAAGUAUCUAAACUGCUCUCUUUUCAAGAAAGACUCGGAAUCUGCUGGAAGCAACAGUGUUGAACUAAUGGAGAUGGAUGUGUUUGAUCAUGGCGAUUGGAAUCAAGUGGUUUGCUGGAAUGUCAAUGAGUCUGUAGACUUACGUUCAAUUGUAUCAGGAGAGUUCUGCUCCUUUUGUGCUGCACACAAAAAGUAA
Pocillopora meandrina is the source of this 1752-nucleotide messenger RNA. The record is from the annotation of a GenBank genome assembly. Lineage: Eukaryota; Metazoa; Cnidaria; Anthozoa; Scleractinia; Pocilloporidae.